Mobula hypostoma (lesser devil ray) is the source of this 5199-nucleotide messenger RNA. Its product is annotated as low choriolytic enzyme-like. The coding region runs from base 220 to 1773 and encodes 517 amino acids. The record is from RefSeq and is a predicted model, not a curated record. Gene Ontology annotation, molecular function: metalloendopeptidase activity; zinc ion binding. Gene Ontology annotation, biological process: proteolysis. NCBI's taxonomy places the organism in Eukaryota, Metazoa, Chordata, Chondrichthyes, Myliobatiformes, Myliobatidae. The transcript is spliced from 9 exons.
UGGUGAGAUCAUACUGUUCUCUGUUAUGUGUCUCAUGCAAACUGAUAUGGAGAGAAAUAUCUAUUGUUGAAAGUGCCAUUCCUGGUUUACAGUAUGAUAUUGUUGUUGGCAGUGACUGUGAACAGCUAAGUUCUGAAAGGGUUAAAACAACUUUAGUCCACAGUCUGACAGGGUUACCGAUGCUGAAUAGUAGUUUUCUUUUGUAAUUCUCCCCAAAUCAUGGAUUCAAGUUGUGGAAUGUGGAGGCUCCUCUGCUUCAGCUUGGCUCUUGCGCAGAAAGGUCAGAGUGAAGUCAAAGAGCUGGACAGCAAAUCUCUACUGAAUGCUGUUCAGACCAAGACCGUGCUUACAGAAGAUGCAAUCGUCAGGACUAACCGGAGUAUGUUUCUGACCUUCCUUGUGUUUAUUCUGGUCAGCUGCUCUGGGACUUUGUUUGAACCUUUUGCUGAAGACUUGUCUGAAAGAAAUCUCAGACAGCAACAGAUGGACGUGUAUUUCAGAAAGUAUUCUGUUGCCUUGGUAAAACUGACACCUUUUAGUGAAGCGUGCGGCAGCUUUGUGUUAAAUUGCUUCCCUGUGAAAGCUGCUUUUCCUUCUGAGUUACCGAUGUGUCUUCCGCCGGCAGGUUCUCUUCAACGUGGAAAGCACGUGAGGAGCUUCUCCAUCGAAGGAGAUAUUAUCAAACCCCUCCGGCAAAACGCCGUAACGUCCCAAACCCGAACGUGGCCGAAAUCCCCGGACGGCGUGGUGAGGAUUCCGUACGAGAUCUCACCGCAGUACGACGAACAGACCCGGAGAGAGAUCGGACGAGGCUUCAAGGAGUUUGAAAGAUUCACCUGCAUCCGAUUUGUACCUCACACUGACGAGGAGGACUUCAUCUCUCUUCAGCCUGUUCCCGGGUGUUCUGCGUCGGUGGGACGGGUUGGCGGCAUGCAGCUCAUCUUGCUGAACCGGCAGUGCCUGGAGAAGGGGAAGGGCGUUGUUGAGCACGAGUUAAUGCACUCCCUGGGCUUCUGGCAUGAACAUACGAGGAGCGACCGAGAUAAAUACAUCAAGAUCGAGUGGAAGAAUGUGUGGCCCGGUUAUGAACAUAAUUUUUUAAAGAAAAAUACCAAUAAUUUGAAGUCCAAAUACGAUUAUGGCUCCAUCUUGCAUUAUAGCAGGACAGCAUUUUCCAGGAAUGGACAGCCAACAUUGACGCCACUGGUGGAUACAGACGCUGUGAUUGGCCAACGAGUCUGCUUGAGUGAGAUGGACUUGCUGAAGGUUAACCAGCUCUACAACUGCACGGCAUAUCUCAAGGACGAGGCUGAUAUGGUGAAACGGCAUCCACUGGCAAAUGAAGGCGGCACCGCUCAUGAGACCGGAAGAACCAAGGAGGCAGUCAGACCGAAAUCUUUCCAGGACGCCCCUGCUGGAAGCGCAGGACUCGGUACAGGAGCCGGAGUGGUGGGGGCUCCUUCUGGGAACGGGCCCACCACCGCUCCGGAGGUUCUCCGAUGCCUCGGGGUAGGACCACACCCGUUCACAUACAAGGUAGCCGCCGAGGGGCCGGCGCUGGACGUUCCUGGGAGCGGUCGGGAGCUGCCCAGCACAGCCUGUAACCCCGAGCCGAGGUUUCUUCCCCUGGCUGAGCUCCAUCGCUGCCCCCACAGAACGCGAGCGCAAAACCGGUCAGCGGCCGCCCCUCCUGUACCGAGCGGGCGCACAGCAGCUGCGUCCUGGCUCGAUGCCUCGGUGCCAAACUCCACUGAGGGAGCAGAGUUCCAGUGACACAGCCCAACCUCUCUGCGUACCCCCCCGUCCCCGCCCAGCGGGCCGCUCGCUGGGCAUUCACUCACCACGAGUUGUCCUCCGCCCUACAGCGGGGCCACUGUCCGGUUCUGUUGGCCCAACACCACUGUCACCUCCCCAGCCGGCCACCACUCUUCAUCCCAGGGACUCGCUUCGGGCACCGGGGUGGACGGGUGGAGCUGUGGGGUCUGAUUGACAUGACCCCGUCCCCCUGGAGAGGCCCCGGCCUCUGACGUGCCCGUGUCCCCUGGUAAGGCUGCACCCUGUGACUUGUCCCCACCCUCUGAAGAGGGCUUGCCCUUUGACCAGGCCACACCCAUUGAAGAGGCCCUGAUCUCUGACCUAACCCCACCCAACAAGCAGAUCAGAGAUCACACUCACCAGCACCAUCCCCAUCCUCCAACUAGGCACUUCCCUCCAAACAGGCACCAUCCACUGACCUCACCCUGGCCUUGCCUUGCGCUCUGACCAGGUCCCUCCCCUCUAGUCAGUCCCACUUGUCUGCCAAGGUCUCUACAGAAUACCUGCUGGGUCGCAGGCCCUCAGUGAGGACACCCCUCCAAGGGCUGUCCUCCUUGACUGAGAUCCUCCCGCCCAGUGAUCCCCCUCCCGAGCCAGUCCCCACUCCCCUGGCUGCUCCUCCACUGGAUUGGAGAACCCUGCGAGAGCCUCCCCUCGGGGGGGGGGGGGGAACCAGUGGGACAUCGGGCAUUGAGACUGGGCCGAAAGUGGUUCACACCAAAGGACGGUGCGAGGACUGAGGAGUUAAGGAGAAAUGUCAGUCUCAGAUUUAUUAUUAAUGAUGAAUUUUGUUUUGCUGCAGCAGAACAAUGCACAAUGUAAAAAAAUUACAAAAGAAAUAAAUAGUGCAAAAGGAAUAUUGUGGUGGUGUUGACGGACCAUUCAGAAAUCUGAUGGCAGAGGGCAAGAAGCUUCUGAAAUGUUGAGUGUGUGUCUUCAGGCUCCUGUAAUGAGGAGACAGCAUGUCCCGGGUGGUGAGGGAACUUGAUGAUGCUGCCGUCCUGAAGCUCCACUCUCUGGAGAUGUCUUUCCCGACGGCGAGGGCUGUACCUGUCCACAACCCUCGGCAGCCUCUCUUCGCUGCUGGGGGAUGCCGAAGCUGGGACUCGCUGAGGAGCCCCCGAGCCACUGCGUCAGUGUGGGCAGCAGUGAUGUCUGUACGUGUAGAUAAAACAGUACCUUAAAUCACCUGAUAAUGUGGCAACUCCUGAUGAUUGGAAUCAAAUCUAAUCCACACCAGAAGUUUGCGAUCUGGAGCACUGCCAGGCUGAGGCGUAAACUUUAUUUCUCCUUCCACAGAUACUGCCUGAUGUUCUGGGUAUUUUCUGUUUUGUUUUAGAGUAAAAUGAUGGUCCGGUUUUGAUUUUUCAGUCCUGGUGAAUUAGUUGUGACUCUUGGAAGGGAGUUUGAUAAGUACUUGUGGACUGGGACUGGCUGGAUUCUUUCAAAAACUGAAAUCUCUUAUUGCUGUAAGCUUCCUGUGAUCCUCUACUUUUGUCAAACACUGUGGCAGAAAUACUGUGUCUUUGUAUUUCAAGCUUGUGUUCUUCAGAAUUGAGUUGAUGGUUCACAAGACUAUGCUCCUUGGGUGGAUAGAGGGCUAGCAUAGACUUGAUGGGCUGAAUGGCUCCUUGUGUGUUGUAAGAAUUGGUGAUCGUAACCUGACUCUGGGCUAGGCUGGAUCUAGGUUAAGCUGCUGGGCACAGCAGUGUAUCUGAAUUCUUGUGAAGAAAUGCUUUCUGGGCUCAUGGGAUUGAUUUGCAGCAGUUGAAGGCUUUGGCCAUGCAGAGAGAGUGGGCUGUUCUCUCUGUUCCGCCAGGGGGAAGGUCACAUUAAUGUGGCUGUUCAACCUGCAGACACAGACUGGUGGUCUGGAUGGAGAAACAACUCGUAUUCUGCCUGGGUAGUUAAACCUGAUGGCAUCGACAUCUCAUCUAACUUCCAGUAAUUACCCCUCUCUGUUUGACUCCCUUUUUAUCUGUUACCCCAUUUCCCAUUCUGGUUGCCCUACCCACUCACCCCCUACCAUAAGGACCCCCCCCAUCACCUUCCUCUGAUUCGCCAUCUUCCUCCCCUCCUUGCCUACUGUUCUCUAUCAGAUUCCUCCUCUUUCCAUUUAUCACCUCCUAGCUUGUCACAUCAUUCCCCCCCCACCCAUCCACCUUCCCCCUCACCUGUAACCUCCAGCUCAUACCCCCCCUUCCCCACCUUCUCAUUCUGCCUCCUGCCCCCUUCCUUUCCAGUCCUGAUGAAAAGUCUUAGCCUGAAAUGUUAACUGUUUAUUUGCCUUCAUUGAUGCUGCCUGAAUUGCACAUUUCUCUGGAUUUCCAACAUCGGCAGAAUCCGGUGAUCUGGAGAAAGUUGUUCAAAUGCUAUUCUGGCAAAUGGGGAUUUGAAAUUCAAUUAAGUAAAGCUGGGAUCACACUUUGUGACUAAGUUGACAGUGAUUAAAAUCUGUCUGGGUUAUGUACAGUAGGUCAGCAGUCAAUGCUGGAAAUACUCAGCAGGCCAGGCAGUGUCAGUGGAGAGAGAACCAGAGUGAGCACUUCAUUAUCAAAGACCUUCCUAGAUCAUCGAACAGUACAGCACGGGGCAGGCCAUUCAACCUACGAUGGUGUGCCAAUCUUUAUUUAGAUACGGUGUGGAAUAGGCCCUUUGAGCCCCACAGCCCAGCAACCCACCAAUUUAACCCUUGCCUAAUCAUGGGACAAUUUACAAUGACUGAUUAACCUAUGGGAGGAAACCAGAGCACCUGGAGCAAACGUGCUUUCAUAGAAUAGUACAGCACAGUACAGGCCCUUUGGCCCACAAUGCUGUGCUGACCCUCAAACCCUGCCUCCCAUAUAAGCCCCCACCUUAAAUUCCUCCAUUUACCUGUCUAGUAGUCUCUUAAACUUCACUAGUGUAUCUGCCUCCACCACUGACUCAGGCAGUGCAUUCCACGCACCAACCACUCUGAGUAAAAAAACCUUCCUCUAAUAUCCCCCUUGAACUUCCCACCCCUUACGUUAAAGCCAUGUCCUCUUGUAUUGAGCAGUGGUGCCCUGGGGAAGAGACGCUGGCUAUCCACUCUAUCUAUCCCUCUUAUUAUCUUGUACACCUCUAUCAUGUCUCCUCUUAUUCUCCUCCUCUCCAAAGAGUAAAGCCCUAGCUCCCUUAAUCUCUGAUCAUAAUGCAUACUUUCUAAACCAGGCAGCAUCCUGGUAAAUCUCCUCUGUACCCUUUCCAAUGCUUCCACAUCCUUCCUAUAGUGAGGUGACCAGAACUGGACACAGUACUCCAAGUGUGGCCUAACCAGAGUUUUAUAGAGCUGCAUCAUUACAUCGCGACUCUUAAACUCUAUCCCUCGACUUAUGAAAGUUAACACCCCAUAAGCUUUCUUAA